AUGUCAAUGGUGCCUUCUGCAGUUAGCCGCCAGAAUUGUGUAGCGUGCUUGUGUCUGUUACCUCAUCAUUACACAAGUCCAGUAAGUAUCCAGUUUGUAUUGUUUGCUAGCUUGUGCAGGUUGCCUCUUGACAGUGCCAUUUUACCAUGUAAUGUUGUUUGCCUUGAACUCAGCAUGAGGUGGGAUGCCGAAGUUUUCUCAUCUGUCUUAAAUGAUUACCAUAAGCUUCUCUACUUAGUUGCAUCUCCGUGGAUAUUGGAUAUGCUUAAUUGGCAUAAAUACUUGAUUUCUCUCACCAACCUAUUGGCUGAGUUUACCCUGUCUGCCUUUUGA
Messenger RNA from Ilex paraguariensis (yerba mate), 333 nucleotides. The record is from the annotation of a GenBank genome assembly. Lineage: Eukaryota; Viridiplantae; Streptophyta; Magnoliopsida; Aquifoliales; Aquifoliaceae.